This is a messenger RNA of Clupea harengus (Atlantic herring), 1407 nucleotides long. RefSeq names its product major histocompatibility complex class I-related gene protein-like. Gene Ontology annotation, biological process: immune response. The annotation marks the transcript as partial. Gene Ontology annotation, cellular component: external side of plasma membrane. The record is from RefSeq and is a predicted model, not a curated record. The transcript is spliced from 8 exons. NCBI's taxonomy places the organism in Eukaryota, Metazoa, Chordata, Actinopteri, Clupeiformes, Clupeidae.
UUCCUUGCUGUAGAUUUGAAAGUUGAAAGUUUGGAAGAGCAGCAUUCUCUGCACUAUGUGUACACGGCCCUGUCAAAGCCAGUCUCUGCACCUGGAAUCUUCGAAUUUACUGCUAUCGGCAUACUGGACGACAGAAAGAUUGAUUACUAUAACAGCAGAGACAAGGUCAAGAUUCCUCAACAGGCCUGGAUGGAAGAAAAGCUUCCAGCGGAAUACUGGAACCAAGGCACCCUGUCACGCAAAAGCAAAGAGCAGUGGUUAAAAGUUAAUGUAAACAUUCUGAUGGAACGCAUGAGACACAACAACUCAGAUAUUCAUGUCCUUAUGUGGAGAGUUGGUUGUGAUGUCAUCAGCAUGCCAGACGGUUCUCUCAAGUUUGUCAACGGUUUGUACGAGUUCAGUUAUGAUGGCAUGGAUUUCCUUUCCUUUGAUGUGGAUUCAACACUGUGGUUGGCCCCUGUUACUGCAGCUGUAGCCACAAAACAAAAGUGGGACACUGAUCCAAAACAAAACUCGUACAUCAAGCACUACGUGGAGAAAGAGUGUGUGCGUUGGCUGAAUGAUCUCAGAAGAUACAGGGACGAGAAUGAAAAGCAGACAGGUUAUCCACCAAAGAUUAAUCUGUUUGCUAAAGAUGCCCAAUCUUCAGAUACAUACAAGUUGACCUGUAUGGCCACAGGCCUCUACUCAAGAAACACUGAGAUCAGCAUCCUGAAGUCUGGCUGGUCUGUAGUGAAAGGUUACCCUUAUGAAUUCGUGCCCAAUGAUGAUGGAACCUACCAGAUCAGACUGAGUGUGGACGCAAAGAAAUCAGAGAUAAAUGAUUAUGGAUGUGAGGUGAAUCACGGGGACCAAAAAACCAGACUUGUAGCCAAAUGGCCCAAAGGUGAAAUCACAUUGCAUGGCUAUGCCUUUCAAUUUACAACUGGAACUUUACAGAUCAGAGUGUAUUUGUACCACAAAGAAAACAGGAUUUAUGGAAUAUUUUCUACUCCCUCCGCCAUUGGACUGUGUGUGCCAUAUGUACUGGUGGUGCUGGGACUGGUGCUGCUGCUGGUGGUGCUGGUGAUCGUGGGGGUCAUUUGUGUGAAAAAAGGCAUUAUUGAGUUUAAAUUCAAUCGCCCAGGUUCCGGGUUCAUGGCUCCCAUGUGCUUCACCAGCCAGGACUUCACAUACUGUGUUGGAUUGAACUUUGUGAGUGGCGGGCCAUUCAGGAGGCAGCGAAAUGACAUCAACAUACCUGGAAAUGGAAAUGCAACCUCUGCAGAUGGGUCAGCUGGAAAGAAUGAACGUGGCUCACUGCCAGGAUCAACACAGACUAGUGUGGAAAUCAAGCCUCUACUGGAGGGAGGACCAGUUGCCGUGAAGAAAAACGCAGAUUCUGACUCUGGUAAUAUGACUUUUUAG